Vicia faba (fava bean) is the source of this 390-nucleotide messenger RNA. The record is from the annotation of a GenBank genome assembly. NCBI's taxonomy places the organism in Eukaryota, Viridiplantae, Streptophyta, Magnoliopsida, Fabales, Fabaceae.
AUGGCUGAAACUAGUAUCUCUGAGUCAGAAACUGCAACCAAAUCUCAACUUAUAUACCGGUGUAAGAAAUGCAGAAGAAUUGUUGCUUCAGAGGAUAUUAUAGUUCCCCAUGAGCGUGGAAAAGGAGAAUCAUGCUUCAAGUGGAGUAAGAGAGACAGGGAAUCCUGGGAUAAUAAAAAACAACCAGCUGAUUGCACCUCAAUAUUUGUCGAGCCUAUGAAGUGGAUGCAACCAGUACAAGAAGGCCAAGUGGAGGAGAAGCUUGUGUGUAUGGGUUGUAAAGCUCGUUUAGGUUACUUCAACUGGGCUGGCAUGCAGUGCAGCUGUGGAGCCUGGAUCAAUCCUGCUUUUCAGCUCCAAAAAAGCAAAUUAGAUGAGUGUUUUAUGUAA